GAAAAUUACCUGCAUAGCACUGAAUUCUUCUUCAAGCAUCUUAUAUAUAGGUACUAUGUGUGGAAACAUAUAUACCUUAAAUGUUGGAACUUUUGAAAUGGCUGAAAGUGUGAUUUACCAAGAUGUUAUUGUUCAAAACAUUCCAGAUGAUAAAAAAUUAAAGCAGGGUGCAGUAAAAACAAUAUCAUAUCACUCCAGUAAUCCAGAUUGUCUUCUUAUUGGCUAUCAACAAGGAUUAAUAACUUUAUGGGACACAAAAAAAUUGGUCGUCGUUAGUACCUUCAUCAUUAGUCAGAGUCUGGAAUCAGUGGCUUGGCAUCAUAAUGGAGACCAGUUUAUCAGCUCUUACAGUGAUGGUAGUUAUGUGAUUUGGGAUACUCAAGACUCUUCAAAGCCAUCUGAAGUGCCUUUGACACCAUAUGGCAUGUAUUUGGCAUUUUUUAUACUAAAAUGGACCCUCUUGGUAAAGCUGGGAGACUCCCAACAUUUCAUCUCCCAGUAAAUCUCCAAAUUUCCCUGUUUUUAAUUUAUCUGGAUUUAAAUUAUCUCUGUCAAAACAAUUCUUGAAAAAUUUUGAACUAAUAAUUGGUGAUGAAUAGUUUUGCUGAAAAAGAAAAUACUGUGAAAAAAUUGUGAUGAAAAAUUCUUGGGGGGGGGGCUAGUGAAGUCAGUAAUAUUGUCAUUUCUAAAUGGAAAUCAAGUUCAAAUUCUCCCUCCUCCCAAAAAGAUUUUUGGUAUAAUUUUUCUGAUUAAUUUUUAUUCAGUUUGAAUUGUUAUCUGUUAUAUAAAGAUUUUAGAAUGUUCUAUGAAGUCUUAAUAUAAUGUUUAAUAGGUACAAAUUUGUAUGUAAUCUUUUUUACUAACAUUUCACAGAUUACCCUUUUUUUAAAUUUUGUUUAAAAUCUUUGAGUGGUAAUAUGUAAGUUUAUGUACACUUUUAUUGUUAAUUUUCAUAGAAUUUAAAAUCAUUUUGAUAAGUGAAAGCCCCCCUCCCAUUUGAGUUUUUAUCAAUAUGAGUUCUUAAAAAAAUUGUAGAAUCUAUGGUGGUUGCUGUUGACUAGAAAAGACAUUGCUUCAGAUUUGCUAAUUUUAAGAAAGCCCUUUUAGUGUGAUCGGUUUGAGGAUCAUGUUAUUAUCCAAAGGUUUACAAGAUUCAAGCCUGAUAUAGAGCAAAGCAGACAAAAAAAAAAAAAAAAAAAAAAAAACAUUGACUUUCAGUGAUGCUGUUUAUCAGGAAGCAUUACUAUAAAUAAAUAAUGAAAAAGCUCUGUUUUGUAGGAUUCUGACUUUAGGAAAAGUCAAUUCUAAUUAUUCUGUUUCCGAUUCCUUGAAAGAAAGAGAUGUGUAAUAUUUUCCAUUAUAGUGAAGAGGCUUGCAGGCACUAAGGAUCCCUGAAAAACACUUCCCCUUUUAGUUCCAUGCAGGGGAAUAGAGAAUACUUUCUAUUAUUCUGAUAAGCCAUAUUAUUUCAGAUCCCAUUGGAAGAGAGGAGGUUUGUCUGAUAUUCUGCAGGAAAGCAGUUAAAAAAUUAAAAAAUAACAAGACUGGUGACAGAGUACUUUUGGGCACCCUUCCAAAUUUUCAGAAUGCAGUUUUAAAAAUUUAGAGUGUGACUGAGAUGAUUUUAAUUGACUGAGCAAUGGAAAUAUAAAAUAAUAAAUAAAAAGCUAAAAAGUGAAA
Messenger RNA from Stegodyphus dumicola, 1680 nucleotides. RefSeq names its product lethal(2) giant larvae protein homolog 1-like. Gene Ontology annotation, cellular component: plasma membrane; cortical actin cytoskeleton; cytoplasm. Gene Ontology annotation, molecular function: myosin II binding; GTPase activator activity; syntaxin binding. Lineage: Eukaryota; Metazoa; Arthropoda; Arachnida; Araneae; Eresidae. The record is from RefSeq and is a predicted model, not a curated record. Gene Ontology annotation, biological process: regulation of Notch signaling pathway; Golgi to plasma membrane transport; establishment of spindle orientation.